Exophiala mesophila is the source of this 1371-nucleotide messenger RNA. RefSeq lists its product as uncharacterized. The transcript has a single exon. The record is from RefSeq and is a predicted model, not a curated record. Bases 95 to 1291 code for a protein of 398 amino acids. Lineage: Eukaryota; Fungi; Ascomycota; Eurotiomycetes; Chaetothyriales; Herpotrichiellaceae. Gene Ontology annotation, molecular function: nucleotide binding.
GGAAUACGGCCUACUCGUAAGCUUUAGACUGUUGCACAAAGAACUAAAUCGCCGUCACUCGCCUUGAAUCACUUUCUAAAUCCUCGGUCAAGUCAUGGCCCCAAGGACUGUUCGCUGGGGGAUCCUGGCCACUGGCUUGAUUGCCGAGACGUUCACCAAAGAUCUGCUACUUGACCCGGCCACUCGAGAUGUACAUGAUGUUAUUCAUACCGUUGUUGCAGCCGCAAGCAGCUCGUCAAAAGAACGAGCCGAGCAGUUUCUGAAGACGGUCGGCGCUCCUGCGUCAGCACAAGCAUAUGGCUCAUAUCAAGAACUGGUUCAGAACCCCGAGAUUGAUAUCGUCUACAUUGCGACGCCCCACUCUCACCACUAUCAAAAUGCAAUGCUGGCAUUGGAAGCAGGACUCAAUGUUCUUUGUGAAAAGGCCUUCACGGUUAAUGCAGCACAAGCCAAACAGCUUGUGCAACUUGCACGCUCAAAGAAUCUAUUUCUCAUGGAAGCUGUGUGGACUCGAUACUUUCCACUUUCUAUUUACGUUCGAGACACCAUCACUUCUGGGCGCAUUGGGCCUGUCACCCGCGUGUUUGCAGACAACUCCCGGGCCAACGAUCCCGAGGGCGCUUGGGCAGAUGGCAAACAUCGCAUGGUCAACCCUGAUCUGGCCGGCGGAGCGCUGCUCGAUUUAGGCAUUUACAGUCUAACAUGGGUGUUCCAGACGCUGUAUACAACCCAACCUGUUGGAAAUCGAAAAGCUCCCACUGUCGUCUCUUCCAUGACCAAGUACCCAGCCACUGGGGUUGACGAACGCACAUCCAUCCUUCUGACAUUUCCACGCUCGGCGGAGCAGGGCUAUGAUGCUCAUGGCAUAGCUACCACAGGGUUUCGUGCAACGACAGACACUGAUAACAAAGGAACUUCGGGUGCUUCAGUUCGAAUCAUGGGAUCCAAGGGCGAGAUCCAAGUUUGGCCACCUAUCUACCGUCCAACAAAGACCCGACUCAUUCUCUCGAGUGGAGAGACGGAAGACAAGGAAUGGCCACAACCUGGCCCAGGCAAGGGCAGUGGUUGGUAUAACGGAUUUUCUGGUGACAAUCACGACGAAGGUGUUGGGCAUGGCAUGUUCUGGGAGGCAGACGAAGCAGCACGUGCUGUCAUCGAGGGACGAAAAGAAGGCAAGUUCGAAGGCUUAGACGAGAGUGUGCUCAUCAUGGAGGUGAUGGACGAAGUCAGGAAACAGAACGACUUGAAGUACCCUGACAAGAUCGAGUCAACGGAGAAAGUGAAUCUGUGAGACGCAGCUGUUGGUGGUUAAUGAGUGCCAUGUGGAAACGCAGGCUGUAAGAAAAACGACUCAAGUGACUUACAUGGCAG